Fusarium vanettenii 77-13-4 is the source of this 1620-nucleotide messenger RNA. RefSeq lists its product as uncharacterized. Lineage: Eukaryota; Fungi; Ascomycota; Sordariomycetes; Hypocreales; Nectriaceae. The transcript is spliced from 3 exons. Gene Ontology annotation, cellular component: fungal-type vacuole membrane; Golgi apparatus. The record is from RefSeq and is a predicted model, not a curated record. The coding region runs from base 1 to 1566 and encodes 521 amino acids. Gene Ontology annotation, molecular function: manganese ion transmembrane transporter activity; calcium ion transmembrane transporter activity. Gene Ontology annotation, biological process: Golgi calcium ion homeostasis; calcium ion transmembrane transport; manganese ion transmembrane transport.
AUGAAGAUCCGCACCAAGCACUCGCCCUUGCUCUUCCUCCUCCUCCCAUCCAUUGCGUAUGCGCUGUCAUCCCAUGACGUUGCCGACCUACCAGCCCCGGCCGCGGUUCCAGAGGCAUCAAAUGAGAUACCCCAGGCUGGUCUGAAUCGACAUGAUGUCCCAACCAAGGAUGCCCCCGUCGAUGGUAAGGAUGGAAAGCCUCACCAUGGGCCUUUCAUCGAGACGACAGAUGACCACAAGCGGACAAACGCGGCGGCCGCUGGAUCUGUCGAGGGCGACCCAGAUACCCUCCCUCAGCUCAAGGGCCGACCCGUUGACCCAACCGUUGUGGAUGGUAAGAAGAUCCCCGAGACCAACGACGGCGUCAUGUUCGACACGAAUCGAGUCCACGCCCAAGAGGGUACCACUGGGACCGAAGGCGGCGUGACCGAAAAGUACAAGGCAAAGAAGCUUGAGGAGGACCUCAACGGAGCGAGUUUCAAGAAGCCUGAAGCUCCUAAGGAGGCGCCUCCUCUACCACACAGCGAGGAAGAAAAGAUCCGCGCGUCUGGAGGUGUGGUGAACGAACCCGGUAAGGAUACCGAGAAGGAAGUCGGGUCACAGUACGAGAAAGAGAAGGAAGGAGAAGCACCAGAUGAUCUUCCCGAACGACCUGUUGGACAGAACGCACCUUUCCAUGAUUCCGCCAAGAAGGAACCUACCGAGCCGAGCAGAGGAUCAACUCACGGCCAACAAGAUGACGACCACCUCAGCCAGCCCUUCCACUCCUUCGUUCUAUCCUUUACCAUGAUUUUGGUCUCCGAGGUUGGAGACAAGACUUUCCUAGUUGCUGCUCUGAUGGCUAUGAAGCAUGAUCGGAUGGUGGUCUUUACUGCCGCCUUUGGUGCCCUGCUUGUCAUGACGGUUCUCUCAGCUGUCCUGGGUCAUGCCGUUCCUGCCCUGAUCCCCAAGCGCCUGACCGGUUUCCUCGCUGCCAUUCUCUUCUUUGUCUUUGGAGCCAAGCUGAUGCGGGAGGGUCUCCAGAUGGACCCCAACGAGGGUGUCUCUGCUGAGAUGCACGAGGUUGAGCAAGAGCUUGCCGAAAAGGAAAAGGAGAUGGGCCGCAAGCGAGGUGAUUCUGUGUCGGCUUACACGCUCGAGAUGGGUCUCAAUGGCAACGGCAACGGUCGAAGGUCUCGACCCAGCAACCGCUUGAUGUCGCCCCCCCGAUCGCCUUCUCAGUCCCCUGUUCGGGAAUCCCGUGGUGGCUCGUCUGGUAUCUUCCAAGGAGUAGCCAACCUCUGCUCUCUGCUGCUUAGCCCGGCUUGGGUUCAGACCUUUAUCAUGACCUUCCUGGGUGAGUGGGGUGACCGAAGCCAGAUUGCUACCAUCGCCAUGGCUGCCGGACAGGAUUACUGGUGGGUUACUCUUGGUGCUAGCUGUGGCCAUGCCAUCUGCACUGGUGUUGCUGUCAUUGGUGGCCGGGCCAUCGCCGGCCGAGUCAGUCUCAAAGUUGUCACUGUCGGCGGUGCUGGUGCCUUCCUCAUCUUUGGUGUUCUUUACCUCUUCGAGUCUCUCUACGGCUAAAGACGAUACCUGCCCGAACGGCAUUUCUCUUUUUUCCAAUAUACAAGGGUUUCG